This is a messenger RNA of Protopolystoma xenopodis, 348 nucleotides long. NCBI's taxonomy places the organism in Eukaryota, Metazoa, Platyhelminthes, Monogenea, Polystomatidea, Polystomatidae. The record is from the annotation of a GenBank genome assembly.
AUGUCCAAGCGUGGACGAGGAGGUACCUCUGGAGGCAAAUUCCGUAUCUCGCUGGGUCUUCCCGUUGGGGCUGUUAUGAACUGUGCUGACAACACAGGUGCCAAAAAUCUAUACGUAAUUGCUGUAUUCGGAGUCCGCGGACGAUUAAAUCGGCUUCCAUCUGCAGCAACCGGGGAUGUUGUAGUGUGCUCAGUAAAAAAAGGAAAGCCUGAACUUCGAAAAAAAGUGUGGCGGGCAGUAGUGAUAAGGCAGAGAAAAGCAUUUCGCUCGGCAAUAACUGGUCCUGUCGCCAAAGAAUGUGCCGAAAUGUGGCCCAAGAUUGCAUCUAGUGCAAGUUCAAUACAUUGA